This is a messenger RNA of Diutina rugosa, 5001 nucleotides long. It is a transcript of the gene GCN2, whose product is annotated as serine/threonine-protein kinase. The record is from RefSeq and is a predicted model, not a curated record. Gene Ontology annotation, molecular function: eukaryotic translation initiation factor 2alpha kinase activity; protein binding; ATP binding. Gene Ontology annotation, biological process: DNA damage checkpoint signaling; regulation of translational initiation by eIF2 alpha phosphorylation. The transcript has a single exon. NCBI's taxonomy places the organism in Eukaryota, Fungi, Ascomycota, Pichiomycetes, Serinales, Debaryomycetaceae. The coding region runs from base 1 to 5001 and encodes 1666 amino acids.
AUGAUCCCACUUCCAAAACUCAUAUCAAUCUCCAGUAAUGACAAUUUGGGUGUGUUAUCCGCGGUUCAGCUCAUUGUUUAUAUCUCAGGGUCUUGUGCGACGGGUGUCAUUGCCAUCGCGGAGUACCAUCGCGCACUAAUGACGACACUACGAGAGAGGCAGCACGAUGAGGUGAGUUCGAUCGAGCUGAUCUACGGCGACACCUUCGUCGACAUCACCCUGCAAAAUAAAGUGUGGAACCAGGAUCCGUCGCCGCACUUCCAGGUGACGGUGGCCAGCGACGCCGAUCCCGACCACCCGGAGGUGAGCGUGGUGCUAGACAUCGAAUUCACCCAAACCUACCCGUUACUGCCACCCAUUGUCAAAGUGCUCCACCCGAAGAACUUGCUACGAGCGCGUAUUGCUGCCAUUGAGGCCAAAAUCAAGGAAUUGAUCAAGGAGUAUCCGGAGCAAGAAGUGGGGUUUAUCAUCAUUUCGGAAGUGAAGUUCAUGGUCGACGAAUUCCACAGCACCACGGAAAAAGUGCUCCUGCUUGAACAGGAGCGUGAACUCCGCUUACAGCAGCAGAGACUCGAAUUGGAGCAGCGGGAACAGGCCCUAGCUCGCCAGCAGGAAGUGGAGCGCCACCGCGAGGAAAUGGAGGUUACCAAACACAUUGCCAACAUCGACGAUGAAGACACGGUGCUGGUAUCAGUGCUGGACCUCGUACCGGCUCUGGGAACUGGGUAUGACUACUUUGUGUUUGAUCAAACAAUGACGGCGGAAGUGUACGGCACUCGUCGCCAAUUCCCCUUCCGAGCAGUGCUGGGUUUCAUUGGCUGUCGCAAGCGGGACUUGUUGGCGCUGGUUGCCGCCCAUUCGUACAUUGUCAAGCCCUAUAUCGCUCCUAGUCUUAUCUCCGAAAAGGAUCGGGGGCUGGAAGUGCUGUAUUUGCUUCUAGAGAUUGAUUUUCUCCACGAACACUGGAGCAGUGAUGAUGGCAAACGAGAGAUCCACCAGCUAGAAGCCGAGCUCGCCCAGGUGGCCCAGCUCCGCCACACCAAUCUCCAGCGAUUGCUAGGUUUUCAGAUCGAUAAGGUGCCUGAAGGUUCAGGGUGGCGGCUACGAGUACUUACUGAGUUUCUGCCACUGCUGGAGGUUCUCCUGGAGCUAUUACGGACGGCAGAAUAUAUCAAUUGGGGGCUUGCACGUAACUGGUUAAUCCAACUUCUACCAGCACUCGAAACCCUCCACCAGGCGGGGCUCGCCCACCGCCAAGUGUGUCCGUUGGCGGUGCUGGUAGCCGGAGACGACGACGAUAGCUCUGUGGAGAGCGAGGGGACCAAAGUGGUGAAGUUGUGUCAUCCUCAGUAUGGUCAACGCAUCGUGCUGAUGCUCACAAAAUACCCCAAUCCAGGAGCAGUUACACCUAAUCCCGACCCGAUGCCGCAAGCGUGGCGCCAUCCUGAUACUACCAUCACCCUGAAAACGGAUAUUUGGGACUUGGGGGUGUUGUUUAUUCGGGUUAUGCUCAACUAUACCGUGUUGGAGACGACCUACCCCACUCCCGAUACGUUUGUCGCCAAGUUCGACCCGCAACUGUACGGGGCCCUGAGCCAGUACGCGGAGUACGUCUACGAUAUGUUGUGCAAAAUGCUCACACCGAAGGCAGCAAAGCGGCCGCUGGCACUUGAGCUCAAUGCCCUCCAGUUCCUUCGGGAGGGGCCUAACUUGAACCAAAGUUCAUCGGCAGUGGAAUCCGAUAGCGACGAUGAGACACCUGCGGUGGUUAAUCGCCGCCUUUUAGCUGUCAGUGGCAUGCUGAAACGGCGCUACCUGAACCAGGACGAUUCUCUGGACGCCCUGUUUGAACCACCUGAAGUCGGAGGACGCUACCGUCGAGAGUUUGAAGAAGUGGGACGAUUGGGCAAAGGUGGGUUUGGUGAAGUGGUCAAAGCUAGAAGUCGUAUUGAGGGCUCAUUCUACGCGGUGAAAAAGAUCCGCUACAAAUCCCACAAACUCGAACUGUUGCUUAGUGAAGUGCUUUCGCUUGCUCGUUUGAAUCACCCUCACAUUGUCCGUUAUUACGGUGCGUGGUUCGAAGAGGCUCCCUCGGCGUCAGCGAUUGCCAGUGACUCGGAAGAGGAUAGUGGCAGUAUCAGCGACGACGAAGACGACGAACUGAGCCAGUUCGACUCCCAGUUUACUCUGCGAAGACUGUUUCUGGUAGGAUAUUUCAAUCAGCUGUAUGAACAACUGUUUUACGAACUGGAUGCGUUUGAGUUCGCUCGUGCCCUGGACGAUGAUAAUGACAAUAAUGAUGAUGAUGAGACACUGACGGAACCGUCAAUUCCAGCUAGGCGCCAAGUGCUCCCUCGGCAUCGUCGUCGCUCGAUGACUCAGGCAGUGCCUCAAAUGCUCUACAUCCAAAUGGAGCUUUGUGAGAACAAUACCCUUUCUGACUUGAUUCAACAGGGACUUCCGCUGAACAAAAACGAGUACUGGCGGCUCUUUCGCCAGAUCCUCGACGCGGUGGCGUAUAUCCACAGCGAAGGGUUUAUCCACCGUGAUUUAAAGCCGAAGAACAUUUUCAUUGACCGGCAAAAUAAUGUUAAGGUCGGUGAUUUUGGGCUUGCGAAACUGUCGCAAUUGGCGCUGGCGCUGGUGACGAAAGAUAACCAAGUUAAGGAAGGGCCCGAGCUUUCGACAGUGGUGGGUACGGUGUUCUAUAUGGCAAACGAAGUUGCCACCGGGGACUACGACGCUAAAGUUGACAUGUACUCUUUGGGGGUGAUCUUUUUCGAAAUGUGCUGGCCGAUGACUACGGGAAUGGAGCGCGCGCAUAUCCUCAAUCAGCUUCGUUUGGCUCGUGUUGAAUUCCCUGAGGGCUUUUCCGAAGCCAAAUUUGGUAAAGAGAGAAAAAUCGUGCGGCUGUUGCUCGACCAUGAUCCUCAAAAACGACCUGAAGCUCGUCAAUUGCUUCAGCUGGGAUUGUUACCGGUAGAACCGCACGACCCCGUGGUUCAGGAGGCAUUAAGGCUGUUGACCGACCCCGCCCUGCCGUGGCAGGCUCAGGUCCGCCAAGCCUUAUUUUCUCGCCCGUAUCUGGUAGCAGCCGAUGUGGUAUUUGACGGACGUGGUGGCUUGAAGCCGCAACUGGAAGUGGAGGCAGUGCUGUUUGAGUGUAUGGUGAGUCAAGUAUCGGAGAUAUUUGAGGUCCACGGUGCCGUACAGGACCACGAAGUGGCUCCAGUAGCUCCGCAGCCACCACCACAAUACCAGAAUACCGACCAGUUUAAAGUGCUUGACCGUCUGGGAGCGGUACUUACUUUACCGUUUGACCUUACCCUCCCCUUAGCCCGUCAGUGGGGUCGUUCUCCGGCUCCUGUUCCUAAGGUAUGGCGUCACAAUUAUGUCUACCGAGCUCCCACUACUCGUCAGGGAGGCGGAGGGGCACCUAAACGAUACUCGACGAUGGCAUUUGAUAUUGGUGGCUUUGACCAUCCUCCUCGCACCAUCCAGGCUCAAAUGUAUGAGGAUGCUGAGUGUUUACUGGUGAUUGAUGCGGUAGCACAAGCGUUCCCCGGGUUCAGCGGUGACCAGGGUGUGCUCCUAGUGAACCACUACCUGGUGCUUGAUGCCGUGGUCCAGUUCGCGUUCUCCUCAGCGAUUGAUCGAGCCAGAACUCACGAAGUGAUGGCGGUACUCGCGCAGUUAGGGGUUGAUGCCACUAGUGACGAUAUCAAGCGCAGCUUGCGUCAAGAGUUUGGGGCUCCUCACACCGUGGUCCACGAUUUGGUGGAUCUGUUCAACUUUACGGUCGAUGUGGCGAGUGCUCGACAGAAAUUGGCCCGUAAAAUGGUGGAUCUGGCGGCGGCAUUGAAAGUGGAGCGAGCGAUGGCCUACGUGGCGGAUGUGGUGAAGCUUGCACAGAAGAUGGGAUUGAAAACACCAAUUUACUUCAAUCCGUUGGCUAACUACAAUGCCAGCUACUACGGCGGCAACAUCAUGUUCCAGUGGGUGUGCCGGGUUGAUAAAGCUCGUCGUUUCAGUCGAGUGGCCACUGGGGGCCGCUACGAUGCUUUGAUUCGAUCUUUGGCCGCUCGUGACGUUCACAAGCAAUAUACUCCUCACGGCGUUGGGUUCUCAUUGCUGACCCACUUGAUGCACAUCAUAUUGAAGCAACUGUGGCCUAAGACGCGUCAUUUCAGUGCCCACAACGUGCCCCCUCGUUUACAGUGGCAGGGACAACGGGUGCGGGUGCUUAUCAACGUGACGCUGGAACCAGCAGUAUUGGAUUCGCUGGUGGAGAUUUUGAAGCUGUUGUGGCGAAGAGGAGUGAGCUGUGAUCGCUACCAUCUGAUGCUGAAUGAUGAUUUUGCUCAUCAAGCGUGGGUAGACGGGGCGGAGUACGUGGUGCUCAUUCGUCAGCCCAAGGGGAAGGCGCUGGCAAGAGGGUUCAGACCGCUUAGAGUGCGGUGUGUGGCUACGGGAAAAGACGUUGACGUUGAUUACGAUGAGAUUGGCGACUUUUUAAGCUCGGAAACUGGGACGUCGCCCAUGGUAGCUACCAGACCUGGGUUACCUUCGUUUGAGCUGACGCUGAGCUUAAAUGAAGCACAAAUGGUACAAGCACCGGUAGCCCAGGUUGAAGUGAGCCAAAAAGUGGUAGUGGUUGAGAAUAUGGCUCCUAGGGGACGUAAGAACCGCAAGGAUAAGUAUCUGGCGGAAAUCGAUGCCCAGGCGGCGGCAGCGAAUUACGUGGAACAGGUGGCGGGAGCGAAAGUGAUUGCAGUGGCAUUGCGCGAUGAGGUCAUCGACAUGAUGGCUCAAACACUGAUUGCUCUGGAGGACGAGUGGGUGCGCAAAGUGAUCUACCUGACGAAGGACUUGCCCAAACUGUACGCGAUGUCGAUAUACAACAUUAUGGUGAAGGAGAAGGCUAAGGGGAGCUCGUUGGUGUUGCUUGUCAGCCAGCGUACGCAAAAGACAGUGGUGGUGGACUUGACGAGAGGCGACUAA